This is a messenger RNA of Achroia grisella, 1139 nucleotides long. RefSeq names its product integrator complex subunit 12 (gene IntS12). Gene Ontology annotation, biological process: snRNA 3'-end processing. The record is from RefSeq and is a predicted model, not a curated record. The transcript has 2 exons. Lineage: Eukaryota; Metazoa; Arthropoda; Insecta; Lepidoptera; Pyralidae. Gene Ontology annotation, cellular component: integrator complex. Bases 333 to 1058 code for a protein of 241 amino acids.
CUGUCUUUGUCAUAGUACCGGGAUUGGUUGUCGUAGUUCUCUUCUCUACCUACAAACUUCUCUGAAUUAUUAUUGAUAUUUGUUCAUUGAUUGUCUUAUUAAUUUAAUUUAUUUUUUAUAUUUUUUGCUACAUAUAUAUGUGUUUUCAUCCUAAUUUUAUCUUAAUUGUUAUAUACAAAUCCAAGUUUUUUUUUCUUUUAUUGAAGCGUAAUCUGAAAACUACUACAACUUAAUAAACUUGUUGCUUUCGAAACAUUUAAUUAAGAAAAAAUAUCUAUCAGAAAAUAAAUUAAUGACUUUCAUCACGUAAGUGCAUCGUGUAUAUAUCUGAAAUGUCUUCAAUUGAUUUUGAUCCUGCAAUUAAGCUCUGCCUUAAGUACUUGCAUUCAAGUUCUCCAGAUUCUACGGAACAGUUAAGGUUAACUCUAGAUGACUGUAUUCGUCAAACAUAUGGUAGCGCUAAAACUCUCGGCAAUGUGCUGCCUAAAAAAUACCUGGCUGAAGAGAAAAUGGAAUCCACUAGGUCAAAGCAUAAGAGUGAUAAGAGUACCAGUAGUAAAACUAUACCAAUCCCACAACAAAGUCCACAACAGAUACAAAUACCUGAGCGGGAGAAUGAUGAUGGGACAGUAAUGGAUGGCGAGUUGGCCUUUGAUUUGUUGGAGGAGGAUUUAACUUGUGUGGUGUGUAGACAAAUAGCUGUACAGGCUGGAAAUCGUUUAGUGGAGUGUGAUGCUUGCCAUUCUUUAUAUCACCAGGAUUGUCACAAACCUGUUAUUAGUGAUAAUGAUAUGAGUGUUGGAUGGCAGUGUGCUUCAUGUUUAACAUCUCAAAGUUUUGCAGUUGGAUUUCCAACUAAAACAACAUCAACCUCUAAGUCACCAACAAGAAUAUCUGGUUCUACUACACCAGUAAAAAUAUCUUCUUCAAGUUCAUCAUCGUCUUCACCUUCUAAAGUUGUCACACCCAGUAUUAACAUUAUAUCUGCUGAUAAACGCUUGCAAAUUAUGAAAAAGAAAGCAGCCAAACAGCAUGAAAAGAAGAAAAGCUCAAAAUAAAUGCUGUUGUUAUGAAACAACAACAAUAUUUGUAUUUUCAAAUAAUUUCAAUUUCAAAGAAAUAAAUUGUGAUAUGUAAUA